Molecule: messenger RNA, 12843 nt
Organism: Rhopilema esculentum
Lineage: Eukaryota; Metazoa; Cnidaria; Scyphozoa; Rhizostomeae; Rhizostomatidae
Molecular function (GO): RNA binding
Source: RefSeq, a predicted model, not a curated record
CUUCAUAGUUACCCAUAAGCCAUUGUACACGCUUCCACCAUUGCUUCCACACUCUAACCAUUAGGUUCAGAAGGAUAGUAUCAGUGCCAAAACACAAAACAAUCUGGAGAAAAAGAUGUACAGUCAAAGGAGAUAUGGUGGUUCUGGUGCGAGAAUGUCACAAAAUCCAGAUUCACGCUAUAGUGGCAGAAGGGACAGCAAAGGAACCAGUAACAACAGUGGGCCUAAAGUCGGUGUCUCAUCACCUUCACAGAAGCCAGAACUUCAACGUACCUCGGAAUCCCGUGUGCAGACUGAAAAGCAACCAAAAUACCCAGUCAAUAAAAGUGAUUCCCUGAUAAAUGAGGCAGCUGGCCCUGAAGGUUAUCAAUUUGAAGAGUGUUAUGUUGAAGCAGAUGUUGUUGGUUAUGAUGAAACUGGAGGAGAUGACAAUUGCAACCAGCAAGAAGCACUUGCAAGGGAAACAAAUCAACAGAAGGAAGGGACUUUCCAAAAAAUAGAGCAGAGAGAUGAGUAUGGCUACUCAGGUAGGGAGCAAAAACAAAGCUUCAAUAGCAGCAAGCCUCAAGGUCAACAAACACCAAGCAUGGAUACAAGAAAGUCAUAUGAAGAACUGAUAGUGGGGAGUGAUGAACAGCGUGGUCUUGGAAAUGAACAGUUGAUGUCAAAAGAAACAGGAAAUGAUGAGUCAUUUGGCUUUAUAUCUGUUGGUGGAGUAAAAUAUGUCAAAGUAGAAUCAUUGAUAGGAUCAAAUGAAAAAAUCCAUAGUGGCAGAUCGCGUCUUUUUAUUGCAAAUCUUGCAAAGGAGGUAACAGAAAGAGAUCUCAAGGAAUUGUUUUCGAAAUUCGGAGAAACAAAUGAAAUUUAUGUUAACAAGGAAAAAUUAUUUGGAUUUGUUAGACUGGAUUACAAGGUGAAUGCAGAAAUGGCACGCAAUGCUCUUGAUGGUUAUUUUUACAAAGGAAGGCACUUGAAAGUUAAGUAUGCAGCUCACCAGUCAGCAAUUGAAAUUCAUGGAAUAGACAGGUUCACAUCAAACGAGUCACUUGAGGCGGCAUUUGUGCAAUUUGGUGCAGUUGAGAGGGCGAGAGUUGUCUGUGAUGAAAGGGGAAAAUCAAAGGGGUAUGCUGUUGUGGAAUUUGCAUACAAGAAAGCAGCACAGAAUGCAUUGCGCAGAAUAAAUGAUGGGCUGUUUGUACUUGGAAGAAUUCCAAAGCCUGUUUACGCAAAACCAUUGUCGCAAACAGAUGAUGAAGGGGUGCAUGAAGCAGAUCUGGAGAGAGUUCCUGGAAUUGCAAAGGAUCGGGAGUACCAGGCACGAUUUAUACCAUCAAAUACACCUGAAUACCCAAUGGCCCUAAAAUGGAGGGAGCUUCAAGAUCGGGAACAAGCACAGAAAGAAAGUUUGGAACAACAAAUGGAAGACGAUAGGCAGAAAUUGGAAAUUGAUAUUGAGGCUGCUAUGCAUGAACAUGAGGCUGAAUUUAUAAGGCAAGAGCUGUUGCAGAGGCAAGCAGCCCUUGAGGAGGAGAUCCGAAGAUAUGAUGAAAUGCGAAACCGAGAGUCGAUGCUUAUCAGACAGGGACACCAAAACAUCUAUAAAGAUUCCCGUAUGAAUGACAGUAGGCAAGAUGACUUUAUACGUAAACAACAACAAGAAAUGCACAGAAGACAAGGGAAUGAUGACGUUGUCAGAGGAAUGCAGAACGCUGCCUCCAACAUGGGCAUUAACCCUGCAACAGCCCUUGCCAUGGCGGCAAGUGGGAACCCUGCGGCAACGGCAGCUGCAGCAAAUAUUCUGCAGGCAAUCAAAGUUGGUGACAACAUUGGAGGCAACGGCCCGGGAAUGCAGCGAAUGGGUGGACCAAUGGGUGGACCAAUGGGUGUACCUCCUCUAGGGAUGAGACCAGGUGGAAUGCCACAGCCUCCAAGACCAUUGCUUGACGGAAUGCAAGGACCGUCUCGUGGAAAUUUCGUGCCCGGAUCAAGAAGGCCCGGAAGCCGCGACAACACACCAAACAACAACAAGCGUCUGCGAAGGUGAACAAGCAGCAUAACAUGGACUCACCAUAGCAAUUUUGAUAAGCUCCCAACGAGCGAGAGACUAUGGCAGACAUUAUUCUAGCUUUAAGUCAAAGACUGGGCGGCAUUUUAUAAAGUGCUGCUUCUAGUCUUAUUAUUUCAAGCUGCUGUUUUGCUGGAAAACAGAUUCAAAAACUUUAGGCUAGGCAUGACCAUAAUAUUUCAUAUCAAUGCUUGUUAUUGGUCAUAUAUAGUUGUAUUUGGAUCAUGUGAUUUUGUUGGUGACUGGAGAAGUUCGUUUGUAAACCAUUAUAAACUUUUAGUAUGUUCUGAAAUGGUUUUAUCUUUCAUGUGAUUUCGAUGUUUUAGGCCACCAGCCAUAACGUUAUUUUCUCAUGCCAUAAUGCAUCAAUAAUCGACAACUCUAAAUUUUUUCCCGUUACAUCGAUCUACCUUCGUUUUUAUGUGUAAUGAAUAAAAGAAACCUCCACAAAAGCGAGAUUCGUUAUAAACCUCAAUAGAGGCCCGUCUUAGAGAGGUUUUCCUUGGUUGGGGAUACUUUCUACAAGGCUGUGACUGCAGAAGAAAGAUUUUGAGACAAAAUUAUUUAUUAGUUUUAAGAGGUGUCCAUUUUUCUGAAUUGUCCAGCAGUGGAGGUUAAACUGAAUAGUAUGUUAAUAUAUAUAUCCUUCGUUCUAUUAGUUGAGGCCCUGGGUACUAGCGUCUCGAAAAGGGGUCCAGUGCAACAAUCGAAGAGAGGAGUCGAACAAAGAAAGGCCUCCCACUCUUCGACCCCACUCUUUCACAGAGGCUCUUGUAGCCUGGAUAAAGUUCUCCUUUCUUUUUUAUUUUAACUUCUUUGGCCUGUUUCUUUCACAUUAUGAAUUUUCGGUUUUAAAAUUCACUCUUCAUUUUCCCUAACCCCUUAUUUCACCCCUACCCCAAUUGACUGUUUUAUCUGACGCUAUCUAAUGCUGGAAAUUAUACCCUUAAUUCAAUAUGCUUCUUCGCUCUGACUUUUGUCAAUAAAAUCAGUAAUAUUCAUUUUGGGAUUAAUUCAGUUCAUGUUUCUAGCCAAAGGAAAUUGUUCCAAAACAAAAUUAUUGUGCUCCUUCAAAAUUAGAGGACAGCCGUGAGGCACCUUUCCAACAAUUUAAAAGAGAAUUUGUACGUUGACACAAGUGGCUUAGCAUAUUUCAAAUCCUUGAUAGUACAAGGCAACCAAUAGCACUUGAGCAAAUUCUGUAAUUCACGGGCAGGGAUUAAGAAAAUAGAAGCGUUGUCCCCACCAUAGUGCAACAGGAAUGAACUUUUUCUAUACCAAAAUUAAUGAAACAAUUUUUCUUGCUUUGUUGGUUUCACGUUUAACUGGAUGCGUUUCUCGUCAUAGAAAUACUUGUAUGCAUCUUCUGAAACUUCCUUCUUCCCACGUUUAGACUUACUGUUCUUUCUUUCUUUAUUUCUUUUUUUCUUUCUUUAUUUCUUUCUAUCUUUCUUUCUUUCUUUCUUUCUUUAUUUUAUUCUUUAUUUCUUUCUUUCUUUCAUCUCAGUCUUUCUUUCAUGUUAGUGCAUCUUUUGUUAUCUUACUCCCUUUAGUUUAACAGCAAGCAGUGCCAAAAUUGAUCGAAGAAUUGAUCGAAGCUUUCUUUUUUGCGUUUUUACUUUCCUAUUUUAGUUGAUUCUCUUUCUUUCGCUAUCCUUCCCUUUCUUCUUCUUUUUUCUGGGCCCUUGCCUACUUUUAACUGUCUCUUGUUCUGCAAACUCCACUUUCAAUUCUUCCUUUUCUUUUUAGUAUGUUUAAUUUUUGCUUUCUCAUUUGCUUCUGAUUAUUUUCUACUUUCCAUAGUUCGUCCUUGCCUGUCCUUUUUGCACUUACCAUCCCUUCGCCCGCCUUCGCCUUCUUGUGCCUCCUUUGCUCUCCAGUGGCUCUGAUUGUUUUUUCUUUCUCAAGCCGCAAUCGUACUCCUGAUAGUUUCCGCAAAGUUCAAAUCCGCAAAGUUAAUAUUUUUUAUAAUUUAUGUCGCCACAUACUUAAUUUGAUCUUUGUUUGAUUUUGCUUGAUUUUGCUCUGUGAGUUCACAGAAGAUGCUAAACUCGACACCUCAUCAUUCUUUGCCAAGCCAAACAUAUGAUAAAGUUUUUUACAAAGUUUAGAUAUAUUGAGACCUAUUUUAGUUACAGAUUAGUUUUUUUGAUCGACUAUCCCCUGUCACCAUUCUAUUUCUGAUCUUUCUCACAAAGUUAUAAUCAAAUUCGCGGGAUUUUGCCCUGAAGGUGAUGUUGAUGAGUCCGCUAUGUUGGUUUGCCGCAACUUUAAUCUCACUAAGUCGGAUUCUAAUUAAAGGAAAUAUAAGGUCCACCAAAAGGUUUUUCAGCCUUUGCCAAGCUCAUUUGCAUAAUACAUGUUACCUGGAUAUCUCAUUCUUUACAUUCAUUAUUAAAAAGGAAAAAUCUGCCGCAAUUUUGUGCCAAUUUCUGAUAAAGAGAUCUCUUCCAGGUUCUUUUCUUUUACUCCAAACUUCAUAUUUCUAACAAAAGGGCGAUAUUUCCAUCUAAUUUUCCCUGAGCUCUUGGACUUCGGACGCUCAUUCUGUCGAAUUUCGCGUUAGCUUGAACACUGUGUAUUGCUGUAGAAAAAAAAAUGCUCCCCGGGGUUGCUCCCCGCGCUUGUGCUUACGCCAGUCACCCCUCUCCAAUCCCGUAAAGUAAAGUUGUACUCGUGGUUAACUUGAGACGAAUUGGAUUCAACCAUUUAGUGUCAUUUUUUCGAAGGGGAUUGAAAAUGAAUGGGAGGUCUCCUGGUCAAGACCAUAUAAACAGGUGGGUUUUAAUUAACGGGGGGAGGGCAGAAGUAUUGUUCAAAGUCAUUGCAGCAACAUAUCGAAUUUUUAGAGUAACGUUUUUGUCUUGAACAUUUUUAGAGAUGCUUCAAAAUACUUUUUUGUCAGAAUCGUGAUCAGGAAUAUUGCCCCGAUUCCUCAUGUUUAUCUCACGAAUUUGUCCUGACAGAGGUUGCCCAUUAAACAAAUUGAGAUCCGACCAAUUGUAGAAGCCUUACACACUCUAAGCAAAGGCCAAUGGAAUGGAGGUCAUGAAACCACCAGCUUUACCCUGUAGUUGAAAACCCAUCUCAGCAUCACAAGUAAACUAACAAAACGGGGCCAGAAUCGAUAACAGACUUGCAUCAUUAUUAUUUGAAUCUACGUCAUAACGCUAUCAACCCAAGUCAAACGCUCUUUUUGUUAUUGGCUACCAAAAUAUCAUAUCUGGUUUUUUACUUAUACUGCAUUUCCUCUGAAAAGCGCCCUACCCUCUUGGUGGAAACAAUGCGCGUGAAAAGAGACUAAGUCAUUGGGAAUGGCUCAUUCGAUUGGUUUUGUGAUGACCACUGCCCCUUUACUUCUAUUAUGUUGGAGUACUAUUGACAAAUGACAAAAGAUAACGAUAUUAAGUUACCUAGAAGAGUUUUGUAAAAGGCCACUUUUUUGGACGAACAAUAUCUACAAUUUGACUUCACUCAACUUAAUUAUGAAGAAAUGUUGUUUUCACUAAUAAGGAAAAAACUACUCUUUUUGUUGGGUAUUGGUUGUGUUGCAAGUCAUUAAAACGAUUGCAAAGAGAGACAGGAUCAAGUUGGUAUUUUAAAAUUUGAUGUAUAAAAGUAAUUUAUAAAAGAUGAGCGUUAGUUAUAUCGAAAUUCGCCGACAGCACAGUUGCCAUAGUUGGAGUUGCCCUGAAGGGACAAACUUGAUAGACUGUGUGGGUGGACUGAAUUUGAUAUCAGAAUGUGAAGCCUUUAGGCCUUUAAAUGGACGCCAGUUUUCACAAAUUGAUAGAAAAAAUGUUUAAUAGAGCCACUUAUCAGAUUUAAUGAAAAAAUACUUCCAGGAAUCAAUGACCAAAUAACGUUUAUUCAAAUAGGCUUUUUUCAAAUUGAUGACGUCAUGAAAUAUAUCAAUGCUACAUGGCAGAUCUUAAGUUCAUAAUAAAUGAUCUGUAAAAAGCAUACGUAAUAAAUGUUAUCGAAGAAAUCUUCACAGCUAAUUCAGUACAUAAAUAGUAGAUAAGCUGAAAGAUAUGCUUCUCUUGUUUUCGCUUCAAUAUGUAUGCCCAGUGCCUAUGUAUGUCUUUUAUCAUCUAAAGGAAGAAACAAAGCAUUCUCUUUGACAGGGAAUCUGAAGGCGAGUAUUCAAAAUAUAACGAUGAAUGUUCAAUUGGGUAGCGAGGUUAUUGUCGUGUACUUGAACUUUCCUCAUUAUAGGCAGGUUUAUGACUAUCCGUAAUUCUUGUCGGCCAUCCUGCUUUUACCCACCUUUCACCAAUUUAUUGCUGCCCAUAGCCAAAACGCCAUUUUUGUAGAUCCUUCAAUUGCAAGACAAUUCGUCGACUAUUCGUCGAUGCAACUUCUAUCGCAAAUCACAACACACUGAUCAUUUGGGAAGUGUAUUUAUCUGCUGACGUGGAGCAUCAUUACAUUUGAAAGUAGCAGUGUAAUUGCCUUUGUUGAUAAACGAAGCGCUAGUAAUACAGUACUCUUCUUUGAUUAAAGGAAUGUUUUUGUAACCCACAUGUAUGGUUGCAAUUGCUCAUCUCAUUUGACUUGAUACUUUUAGGCAAAUUGGCUCGGAACAUUUAGCUCGGAAAAAAAUAGAAAAAAUGUAUUUUAAUCAUUCAGUGUCAAAGUUCAGUCUUUUAGAGUUAUAUUCUUAUAUUCAAAAUUUUCAGCAUUAGUUCUGUUGGAGGGGUACAGUUCUGUGACUAAGAAAUGUUAAAAUUAGAAAUGUUAAAAUUAUGUCGUCAUGAUUUAUAGUUUCUUAACUAAAUUUGAUACUUCUACAAAAUUGCAUAAUUUUGGUCGAGGAUGAUGAUCAUGAAGAAUCCAUACUUUUGAUGUGACAGUGGUGAAUAAUUAUAACAUAUUCAGUAAAUGAAUCUGAUUUGCAUGCAUAAUCAAGGAAUUUAGAUGACAUAGGCAUCACUACUAAUUUUGUAUUAAUAAUGUUAUAAUGGAAGAUUAUGUAGUAAUGUGCAAUGUACUAUUUAUAUGAAAAUAUCUUGCAGACAGUCGUCAUAUACAAAACAAAGUUAUUUUUGUUGCGUAAGCAUGGUGUAUCACCAGGAAAUAAUUAUGUCAAAGUAUUUUGACACCUUCAUUUUUAUGACAAACUAUUCUGUCAGUUGCAUAAUUAGGGCAACAGAUAAUUGGAAAAUGUCUGCCCUUUUUUAUCCAUUGUGAAAACAGAUGCGUAACAGAUGUAACUCUGACUGGCGGUUGUGAUGCCAGUUCGAAUAUUUGAAAUUGAUUGGUGAGAUGCUAUAAUGUAUCAAUUACAUAUUUUUGCACAAUUUUGAUUUUUCGACUGAUAUUUAUGCGUAAUUGCAAAUCUGCGUAAUUGUGAUCUGUUUUGAAAUACCUCCAGUGCACAAUUGAAACAUUCGAACAUGUCGACAUUUUUUCGCGCCAAGAUGCGUUAUUAUGAAAUUUCAACAAAUCUCUUCGAUUCAGGUAUGCAUUUUUUAUGUAUUGCAAAUAAUGUCAAGAGCAGAUGCAUAAUUAUUGACACUAAGAUUUUCCUGAUAGCCUCUUAUAACAGGCAAUUAUAACACACAGCUGAUGGGUGAUGUUGAUACCAAAAUUCAUAAUUGUAAAUACCCGGUGAAUCUUUACUUAAAAAGUGUUAUGUUAGCUAAUAAAUUAUGCAUAAUCGAGUAAUUAAAAUAAUUAGUACGCAAAUGCUUAAAUACAGCCUGGCUGCAUAAGAGAGGCAUCUCAUCUGAUUACAGUGUAUCAACAGAUGCAUAAACGCCCGGUUUUUGUGAAUAAUUAUUCACUAUGAAUUAAGCAGGUACAUAAUUAUCAUGCUAUAAUGAGUUUCAGUAAGCAAUAUCCUUAAUUUAAUUGUAAGGAAUUAGUUUCUAGUUCCUGAAAUCUUCAAAUUGUAUUGUCUCAUGAACAAUUAAGCAUUGCACGGUUUUAUUUUCACUAGGUUUCAACCACCUCAGUGCAGUCUUUUCACAUUUUUUAGUCGUAUUUCAAUUCUUGAUACUUCAUAACGAGCGUUUUCCAACACAUUAGAGCCCCCCUUGACUACCCUGCGGGUGCCUGCGGGUGCUUGUGGCAAUAGAUACCCAUAAUGCACAGGUGCACAAUAAGGUGCAUUGUUGUGCAUUAGUAAGGAGUACCACGAUGCCGAUUAAUGUGAUUUGACAUAUGCAACACAUUUAUUUGGGUAUAUGUGGGUCAAAUCAGACGUGGAAGAAAUCCAACAUUAAGAAUCAUAGACUGGAUAGACUUUGUGUUUACAAUAUCUCCAGUUUAAGAUUAUUCCAUAUAGAUAUUGAUUAAUACACUAAAGCAAUUUUGUAAUAUAACCAUCCUUUAUGGUUCAGAAGUGUACUGUGCGUAUGUUGUUGGUACCUUAUUUCUUUGUUGUCUACAGUAAAUAAACCUAUCGAAUAAAGAAGCAAGAAAUAUCUGUGUUAUUGAGACAUGAUUCAAUGCUUCAUAUUCCCUGAACACAAAUACUUUGUAAUCCUCUUUGCAAAGACUGUUUUAUUCAUUUUUUGAUAUUUGAAACACACAUCAAGUUUUGCGAGGAUUCAUUUUCUAAGGAAAGUAAACGAAUACCGAAGACCCGAAGACUUCCUACAAAGGGACUGAUCUUUGAGCUACUUGCAGUUAUUCCCCUGCUCUCUGUACGUUAUAAAGUUUGGUGGCAGCAUUUAUUUUUGUUAAAGCUUUUUAGAAGACAGUCUCUAUAUUUUUGCAUACGAUUUGGUAUGUACGAAAGCUGCUGGAUAUAAAGUUUCUCACUCUCUGCAAUAGACAGAUCUCUUCAAUGUAUCACUGCAGAUGUUAUGGUUCCAGUAAACCUUUCAUCUGGCACAGAUUUUGGAGAAGUAUGGGAUGUUAUUAUCAAACAUUCUUGCAUUUUUCAAGCAAAAGCUUGUAUUGACAUCAUUGCAUAAGUGUAUCAACGUUGUAUAUGUAGUAUACUAUCAAUUGUGAUGCGAGUUCUACAUUUUUUGUCAAAUUAAGCUAAUCAGUUAGAAGUUGGCUGUGUUAUGGCACAGACGUUACCCUAUUAGAUACAAUGUCCAAAUUUAGAUUGGAGUUGAAGACACGGUCGUUAAAGCUGUUUAGACCCGGCUACAUCUAACUACUUGUACUGAUCCAGUUUAAACCAUUGUAACUCAAGCUAAGGCAAAGACAUAAGUAGCCAGUUCGUAACUUAACGCAAAUUUAACUGAUAUGCUUGCAUAGUGAUAUUUCAUAAUAUUUUUUCAGAUUAUUGGGUCCAUACUCUACAAUUUUAAAAAUAUGUUCUAUGACGUCACCACUAAGCCACUCUCUUAUAGUCUAAGAAAUCGUUUCCUUCCUUUUUUGCUUUAAAAUGCUUUUUGGAGUUAUUUCUAAAUAGUUAUCAAAGAAUAUUAACAAAACCAGCACGAUAGCCUCUUUUCAGUAACUGUGCUAAAACCUGAUAAACCCUUGGCAAGUUCAGAGCAAAUAAGACCAAUAAUACUUAAUAAGAUUGAAAUGGUUUUUUGCGUUUUUUGUUUGUUUACGUGACUUCCAAAAUACUAAUGACCUUGGUGUCCAAUUCUUGAUAAGCAUAUUUCUCUUGCUAAGUUGGGAAUUAAGUCUUGAAUUAUCGAGAUAAAAUUCGUAAGAACUUCCUUCCUUCUUUCAAUCUCCUCUAAUUCUCAUAAUAACUCGACACAAUGCACGAUUCAACACUUUCCUUGCCUUUUGAUAUGAGGUUUUCCCUCCCAGUUGGAAUAAACCGUUAGUUUUGAAUUAUUUUCAUGAACGUUAUGAUGACAUGGCUUGAUUUGCUCCAUUUAAAGCGUGUUUUACGUUUAAGCUAAUUUCACAAUUGCCAGUCACCUUUGCAAGAUGUUUACAAAAUCUGGGUGGCAGUGACACUACAUAAGACAAUAUGGUUUUGUUGCUGUAUUUUGAGAUUAAAGGGGACUAUGGAAAUGUUCUAAUAGAACAUAUAAGUUCUUAUGGAAUUUUUUUUACGUUUCUUCAAAUUCUUAUUUCAAAAACUUUUAAGAAAUUUAUUCCACAAACUUGUUAAAUGUGCCGUCAUAAAUAUGGCUUAAUUUGUCACAAUAUUAACUUUACGUUCCAAGAUUGGGAGUUUUGGUCAGUGCGAAUGAUCAGUUGACUAGGAUACUGAUAGCGCACCCGUGCGUAAGGUAGAUCUGAUCUUCAUCUCAAUCUUAAAUCUCAAUCUUUUCAUGAACGUGUUGCUAUGAACAAACCUUAGGCUUACGGUAUGAAGUUAGGGGAAUUAAAGACACCCCAAGAAUGAGCCAAACGGUUGUGUGCAAAGGAACUGCGCUUAAGGCCACCAUUUCUGCAAGUCGGCUGGUUAAUUCGAAAGGUAGAUGUCCAUUCAAAACGUUUUCAUAUUAUUAAAAAUCAUAACGAUUGAUAUUUAGGAGCAAAAUAUGACCAAUGCCGGUAUAGUAUAUACUGCUUCUAUUCUUCGAUAUAUAUACAAUAUUUUGAAACUUGCAAUGGCAGGGAUCAUUACCAUCUCCCCAACCCCGAUUCAAAGUAAGACACACUGUUAUAAAUUGACUGCAGCUAGAAUUUAAUGUAGGGUUUUUAAACUGUAAUUACUGUUUAUGCCAUGACUACGACCGCUUUGAUGUUGCCAAUUUCUUGAGUUUGCUAUUGAGAGUUGAUUUUAUUCUGUGCCAACUUGACCCACCUCGUUUCUAAGCCGGUCUCGUUAAUGAGCCAGUCUCGUUAAUGAACGGAUCUCCUUUCAAAUUCGACCUCGACUUCAAGCAACAGAAAUGAAGCUCUCUUUUUAAAAAGAAUCAAUAUUGCGCUUUUUGGUGAAAAGCAUGUAAUGUUUGCUACAUUUUUAUUCUCUCAGUCAGCAUUAUAAAACGUAGUUUCAAAUAGCGGGUGAAGACCACAUAAGGAUUUUCAUAAUUCCUUAAAAAUUUACUUGAUAAUUGUUUAAAAAAUUUCCAUCCUAGUAGGAAAUGGUCUCGAUGCCCCAAAAAUAGACGCUAAUUACGAUGUUCUCGAAUAAUGUAAACAAAUAGUAACGAUAUUUACUACACACACCCCUAAACUGAAAUGGCAAGGAUAGCAUUGAAGCAUAGGUUUAGAGGCAAAUAAAAUAAUUUUUUGUAAUAAUCGUUGCCAAUUUGGUUAGUGGUGGCAACGUUAAAUAUGUAUUUCUAAAAUCACAAUUGUAAAUCUGCAUCUUUUUCUCUCCUUUGCUUUUUGCCAGGAUAUUCAUUUGUAAACUUUUUUAAUAGACUCAAUCGACAUUAGUUAUUUUUCAACUAGAAAGAAAUGCUCCUUUUAAUGGUUUUUAGAAUAUUAUAAGCCACGCCUAUUACGUUGGUUGUUUAAAACUGAUAAAGAAUAUAAUUCUUUCGUCACCUUUGACCAACCAUACCUCUGUAACCUUCAAAGCGUACUUUUGGCAGAAGUUAGGGUGGACAGUUCCUUUUAAACUGUCGUUGUCUUCCUAGCAUUGUUUACUUCCCACAGUGACAAGAAUAGAGCCUUCAAAUAAUUUAUCCAGCCUUGAUUCGGACCCAUCGCCUCUUACACUCCAGUACUUCAUAUCUCCAAUUUUGAAUUAUAAAUACCCUCUAAAAACUCUUAUAGACAGUGAAAUUAAUUUUAUUCUAUUUUUCGUAUCUGGACAAAGCUGGCGUGGUCAAGCUGGCAUUUUGGAUGCAACACGUGGAUUUUGUUACAGCCAAAAUAACUAGAUCUCGUACGGCAAGAACAAUUAUAACUUUUAAUGAAACAAACUUAAUUAACGCAUUUGAGAGAGUGCCUCCAACUUUUAAGACUGGCAAAGUUACUGGAAGGAUCCUCAAAUCCUUCAGAAAGUUAUCAUUUCUUUAUUAUGGUGUUAUCAUUUUAAGCCUUAUUAUUUUACCAUCAACGAACUCAAUGUAAGGACAAAUAACAGAAAUAUUAUUUGACAAAUUCCUAUAAAGUUUGCUAAGAAUGGAUUUUUCUGGGUGCUAGGUUGAACAAAGAGAUUCAUUAAGUACAUUUUAUUGGUUUUGAUUAAAUUGGAAGAAUAUCUCUACUUAUUUUCAUAAUUGUUUAUUCAUUGAUGUUUCGCUUUAUUAGGACUAUAAGAACACAUGUUGAUAGAACUUUUCAUCAAGCUGAAAUGUACAUAUCGUUUCAAAAUAUAUUCAUGAUGCAUACAUGACCUGGUCAAACAAUCCAACAUUUCACCCAAUAUCUCACCUAACAUGUUUAACGCAUACUAAGAAGGGGCUGGGUAGGAGGUUGUUUUGAUGCUCGUAUAGUUAUGGCUGCACUGAACGUUUAAUAACAUUUUUCGCAGAGGACUUUCAGCAACAUUUUUUAUUUUCAUCCUUUGUUUUAACGCAUCGUUGUUUUAAGUAGAAGUCUCUGUAAUAGCACUUCGAUCGAUGCCGUCUAUCUCUUUUUCACUUGCUUUCUUACCCCUGUUUUCUCCACUCAUUUUGAUAUUUUUUUCUAAACCGCACCCCAUUCAUUGGCUCUUGAGAUCCUCAUGCCCGACGAAGGAUCCCUCUCCUAUCACCAGCCGUAAAGCCAGUCAGGCUCGAGCGGUACAGAAAACGACAGUAUUGACUUUAAACUUUUUCAUAAAAUCAACAAUAAACAUGACUCCAGUGAGACAUGGAACAUAAGUUAGAUCCUAAUUACAGUGUUCUGUUUAAAUGAAAGUCUACGCGGAAUCGCGCGAAGAAGUUAGCCAAUAGUGGCUGAGAAAAACAGGAAAAGUGAGUAACAUGAUCUAAGCAAUGAAACCUUUUGGUUGUAAG